This is a messenger RNA of Rubroshorea leprosula, 1621 nucleotides long. The record is from the annotation of a GenBank genome assembly. Lineage: Eukaryota; Viridiplantae; Streptophyta; Magnoliopsida; Malvales; Dipterocarpaceae.
AAAUGGGGUAGCCGAAAGGAAAAAUAGAAGCCUUGUGGAGAUGGCAAAAAGCAUGCUGAAAGCAAAAGGUCUUCCAAACAGUUUCUGGGCAGAAGCAAUUCACACCGCAGCUUAUAUUCAAAAUCGCAGUCCUACAGCAGCUUUGCAUCAUCAAACUCCUUUUGAAGCUUGGCAUGGCUGGAAGCCCAAGGUAACUCACUUUAAAGUUUUUGGGUGUCUAGCUUAUGUUCAUGUUCCAUCUCAAAAAAGGACAAAAUUUGAGGAAAACAGUGUGAAGUGCAUUUUUCUUGGUUAUAGUGAUGAAACUAAAGGUUACAGAUUUUAUAAUCCUAUUACCAAGAAGUUACUAAUCAAUCGUGAUGUGAUUUUUUAUGAGAAAAAUUCAUGGAAUUGGAAUGAGAAGAAAAGUCCAGGUUCUAUGUUGGUUGAUGGCAUUUUGGAGGCUAAUCCAGUGAUGACAGAAGGUGAAAUGAGUGAAGGUCAAAGUUCCUCUACACCUAACAGUGGCAGCAGAUCAUGUCCAUCCUCACCUGAGACACCUCCAGCGCUAAGGAAAGCAAGGAGAGUAAGAUCCUUGGUGGACAUCUAUGAACAAACUCAAAGGUGUCAAAUGGCACAUGUGGAGGAGCCUAACUGUUUUGAGGAAGCAACGCAUAAUAGAAAAUGGUGCAAAGCUAUGGAUGAGGAAAUGGAGGCCUUGGAAAGAAAUCAAACAUGGGAGCUUGUGGACUUGCCUAAAGACAACAAAGUUGUAAGUCUGAAGUGGGUGUACAAGACCAAGUACAAUUCUGAUGGGUCAGUUCAUAAACACAAGGCUCGAUUGGUUGCUAGAGGUUACAUGCAGCAAGAAGGUGUGGAUUUUGAUGAAACUUUUGCACCAGUUGCCAGGUUUGAUACUAUUCGAACUGUUUUAGCUUUAGCUGCUCAACAUAAGUGGUCUGUUUUUCAGUUUGAUGUGAAGUCAGCUUUCUUGAAUGGAUUCUUGGAAGAAAAUGUGUAUGUACAACAGCCUCAGGGUUAUGAAAUUGAAGGACAGGAGCAGAAAGUGUACAAGUUGAAGAAAGCACUUUAUGGUCUGAAGCAAGCACCAAGAGCUUGGUAUGAAAGAAUUAAUGCUCAUUUUUGCAGCCAUGGAUUUCAUAAAAGUCCAAGUGAGCCUACUUUGUAUGUUCAGACCAGAGGUGGAGAUGAGGUACUGUUAGUGUGUCUUUAUGUUGAUGAUUUAAUAUACACUAGCAAUAGCUCUUUUUUGUUGAAAGAAUUUAGAAGAAUGAUGGUUAAUGAGUUUGACAUGACUGAUCUGGGUUUAAUGAGAUAUUUUUUGGGGUUGGAAGUGGUUCAAAAUGGUGAGGGAAUUUUUAUUUCCCAAGAGAAAUAUGCUAAAGAUCUCCUUAAGAAGUGCAGAAUGGAAGAUUGCAACUCAGUGGGAACUCCAAUGGUUUCUAAUCAAAAGUUCAGUUUGGAUGAUGGAGAAGAAAAGGUUGAUGCUCAUGCCUAUCGCAGCCUUAUUGGGAAAUCCAAGUAAGACACAUUAUGGAGCAGCGAGGAGGAUUCUAAGAUACUUGAAGGGGACAAUCUCUUUUGGCAUUUUAUAUGCCAAAAAUGAACAAUUUAAUUUAUU